Molecule: messenger RNA, 1411 nt
Organism: Aplysia californica (California sea hare)
Lineage: Eukaryota; Metazoa; Mollusca; Gastropoda; Aplysiida; Aplysiidae
Product: adhesion G protein-coupled receptor A3
Biological process (GO): cell surface receptor signaling pathway
Cellular component (GO): plasma membrane
Molecular function (GO): protein binding
Source: RefSeq, a predicted model, not a curated record
AAAAAAGCAAAAAAAAAAAGCAAAAAGUGGGAAAGCGCUGUUCAAGAUUCAGGCCUAUCUCAAACAUUCUACUUCUAAAAUAGUCUAUACACUAUAGAUCUAUAUUUCAAGUAGAUCAAAGCCUACAAUAGGCGGCACAUGUACAUGUUGUUGUUUUAGGGCACCGUAAGUUCUGCACUCAAUUUUACUUUUAUUAACCGUUCCCGGCGAAAUGUCGCUGUGAUCAAGAUGACCUGCUCUAAGCAACACCUGAAGAAAGUACCGUAACUCAGGUUUAUAACUUUUAAUCUGUAGUACCGGUGCCCGUAGUCCGUAGCUUUCCGUUGUAAACGUAGGUAAAACUCUAGCAUUUGGAAGAAUAAGGCAACGAGGACAGAAUCUCAACCAUUUGUGCAAGAUUUUUAUAAAAGUGUAAGAGCAUUUGUAGCCUACUCGUACAAUGCAAUCUACUCUGAAAAAAAGUUUUCUUCUCAGGUCAAAGCAUCUUGACAUGUCCAACUGGCAGAGCCGAGAUUUCAGAAAACGUCUCACAACUCAACGAACAAAGAAGGGUGCAAGUAAUUCGCAUCAUAACCCUCAGUUCACACAAGUGGUUAGGAGCGCUUUUCUGGUCCGUUAGGUUUUGCGGUAGGAGAAAGUGACGAACCCGUUAUUUCAUUGAAAAUAUUGGUGCCUAGAUUGAGAUAAUCCUCUUCUCUGUUUAUUCAGACGAGAUCGACCAAUCGCGACUCAGAGAACCUCGCUAACCCCAUGACGUCACAGCAGUAGCGAAAAAUCAAGAUGGAUGGCAGGCUCGGAACGAAGGAACGAAAUGUGCGGGUUAACCGGGAGACCCCUGGUUGUAUUGUCUGUUUGUGUACAUUCUAACGGAGACCUGGAUCUAAAUCAUAGUUUGCAGUAGUUCUGCUCUUUGUGUGUACAGUUUGUGACCUCCUGUGGUAGAACAAUUCAAUGCUGUGAAUAUUGUGAUGUGAGGAGUCAAACUUUCUGAAAUCUGGCAAUGAAGGAUUUAUCUCAACGACCAAGCAAAGGAUUAAACCUUUCCUCCUCCUAUCAGAUGUGUGUCGUGGUGAAUUUUCUUCUAUGAGCUGUAAGUGAAAAGGAAUGUGCGCUCCACAAUGGCUGCGUCUGAUCAGAGAAGGCACCCAUUGUUCCUGUUGUUCUUCGUGCUGUCUGUGUUGCUGUCAGUGUGCAAUUGCUGCAUUCAGUUGCCAAGUUGUAACUGCACAAUGGUCGGAUCUUCCAAGCGGCAAAGAGGGCGGAAGAUUGACUGCUCCCAGCACCCUGCUCCGUUCAAGACAUUGGUGGGCAAGUCGUUCCCACCUGACACAGUUCACUUAAACCUGGCUCACAAUGCUCUAGUUGCUCUCCGUCAGGGAUCUUUUAUUCACUUCUCAAGUCUACAAAAACU